Molecule: messenger RNA, 1307 nt
Organism: Mercenaria mercenaria
Lineage: Eukaryota; Metazoa; Mollusca; Bivalvia; Venerida; Veneridae
Exons: 2
Coding region: 274-1254 (326 amino acids)
Source: RefSeq, a predicted model, not a curated record
UAAGGUGAGUGCUCUCGAAUUAUUAACAAUAAAGAAAAGAAAAGAAGGCGCCGCACUGAAAUUUUGUAUUAAAAUGUGGAGUUAUUAAGUUGCAAACUGGAGUAAGCAAGACGUUAUGUAUGUCUGUUGUAGUGUACCUUUUUCCUGGAAUCAAAAAUGGACUACUGAAAUAAGUGGAACUAGUUCUUAAACUGUUGUGUUGUGUACAACUGGGUUGUACCACAAAGAAUAGACCCGAGAAAAGGCGCGAAUACAUUGAAGUAACGCCGAAAGAUGUCCGUUAACGUCCUACCAGAUAUGGAUGAGCCCCGUCUCAAAGCCCUUGGAAAACAGUUGAACCGGAACAGGAAAUCAUCAAUCAUUAGUACGGGAAAAAUGAAAGACAAUCUUGACGUGUAUGUCAAGAGUUUGAAUAAGGCACAGAAAAGUUUAGACGGGAAAUUUCACGUUAGAAGUACACGCCUUAAGAAGAACUUAGCACGGGUAAGGGGGACGCAGAAAGUACUAAAAUCGAGAAGGGAGCAGUCAUUUUGGGAGGAUAGUGAGGAAUAUCCGUACGGAGUAUAUAAUGGAGAAAAACUUGAUUCAUUACGAAGAGAAGUUGAUAAUGUAAUCGAGCGAAAACAUCCAAAAUAUCGCAGACAGAAGAAGGUGGAACAGCACCUUCGAGAUGGUAAAAGUAUGGGGAAAAUUCUGGAAGAAGACGAUGCAAAAAUGCAGUUUAAUAUGAUAAUGUCAAAGGACAGGAAAAAUCCAUAUCUGAAAAGAGAAAAUCCUUUAACAAGAACGUUUUUCCAUAGAGCAGUACCGAACAGAAUUGAAGCUUUCUUAGACAAUCUUCAAGUAGCCAAAAAGGUACAACACGAAAGACAAAACGUUGAAAAACUGGACAUUACAACAAGUAAAAAGCAAUCAGAAAAUGAUUUGGUGCAGCAUAGUAGGACCCCGAAUUUACGGGUUGAACAACUGCGAUUAAAUGACAUUGAAAGUCCAAACGAUUCCGGUGUAUGUACGCCCAGUGAGUAUUCAGAGGAGGAUGUUUUUACCGCACCUUCCCCAGUUCAUUUCAGUUUACCACCAAUCACUGCGAAAAAAGAGUUUGUUACUAAAAACCGAUUAAAAGAGAAGUCAAAUUUAACGCUUCCCAACCUGUCUGUACGCCGUGCGACUAAGGGUGAUAUCAGUGCGAUCAACACAGACCGAAUGAAAAAUGACAGAUUAAAGAGUAGACGAGCCACAACAUUUAUGUUCUGAACUUCUGAUCACUACAAUGGUUGUGCAUUUUGUCCAUUGGCAGGCAACGUUAC